AUGCGACUUUGUGCUAGCGUAGAUGAACAGUCGCGACAGCAGUUUUUGCGACUUUUGAACGUGCUUACCACUUUGCGAGGAGAUCCGAUGCCAUCGUACGAGCUAGCUGUAUCGUUGCUCCCUAAACGAAGUGCCAUCUUUCCACUAUCGCAUACUACGGUAACACUUGAUUCAGCGUUAAACAAAUUCCUUUUGCCUCUAGGCGUAUCCGCUGAAAUCGCUAAUUUCUGCGUACGAUGUUUCGCCUGGUCUUAUGACUGUUUGUCAUCGAUCGUUCAACCAUUGGAUGCCAUUGCAAUUACUGACCGCGAAUUAUCCUCCGAGGAUCAGGAGUAUGCAUCCGCAACCGAUUCGAUUCUUGCAAUUUUCAGCAAGUGCACGCAGAUGUCGCAGAGUAACAACGAACCCUCAGUUAACGUGAAUGCGACUGCGCAUUCCAUUCUGAAAUACAUUCAUUCGUCGUUGAACGAUCGAAAUGACAAUCCAACGGGAAUGUCAUACAGGCAACUAUUCUUUAAUUUAAUGCGGCUGCAGAACAAGCUCAAAACCGACGCUGAAACCUGCGCAUUAUUGCAUUCAUGCCUCUUAAAGCUGUCCAUGGCCUCUAACUCUCACGAACUCUUACUGCGAACAUCUGCGGAACUGCUGAACACGUUAUUUACAUCAUCCGGGGAAAACCAGUCAAAUGACAGUGUCCUAGUGGUCCCCGAAAGUUAUUUAUCUCUUGAGCGGAAUGUGUUCAACGUCUGUUUCGGCGAAUAUAACUGGAUUACACGAGGCAUCGAAGAGGAUUUAGCAGUUGCUGUACGCGUACCUCUGCCGUGUGUUAAAGAUUCUACCACGUCACAUGAUGACAACGCAUUUGUGUCUUUUGCCGUAGACGGCGAAUACAUAUACAUUCUUUGCAGAAGCUACUUAUACAAAUUGGGAUCAGGUUUCGCAUGUACAAGACCUGGUUACGAAUACCUUCGCAAAGAGACGCCUUCACAGGACAAAUGGAAGAAGAUCAUUUGUCAUAAAAACAUCGUGUGUCUCGUAGGAGAGAUCAUAACUCUACAGUUGACUAAAGACAGUCUGAAAGUAAUGUCAGAAGUAACGAUGAGCGACCAUCGUUUUCGCGAAGGUCACGGAGAACUCGUGUCUGAUGGCGACCAUUUAUCGUUAAUAUACGUUGAUGGGCAGUCGCUGCUGCACAUGGCAACGCUCAACGAUUCAUUUAAAAUAGUGAGCGACGACGUGUAUCACUUUGAUGUUCAACUUCGCAGUUUCGGUGAAACAUAUGAUGUUUCUGGCAUUAAAGUCGAAGGCAGAUUUCCGGUGAGGUGUUCAGACUUGGUCGAUAUCAAGUCAUCUGAACGUUUAACGUUCAUCAUCACAAAGGGAGGCAAAGCUGCGUUUUUGAACAGUGGUUGUAUCGACGACGUGAACAGAGAGUGGCAUUAUGUUCCGAUCGUCGAAAGCGUAAAAGAUGUGUUCGUCAACGCGGAAGGAACGUGCGCCGUGUUGGUCACCAAGUGUGGCACCGGCUACGUCAUGGGCGAACUCGUGAAGGAAUUCGACGGCGUCUUUCCUUUUGAGACGUCAAAGUUACACUCAUAUGAUAUUGUGAACUGUGUUGGCUUGAGAGGAGUUGUCUUAAUGGCGAUCUGUAAUUCCGAUCAGGUUUACUUGAUGACAUUGGACGAUCAUUUGUACGUAAUUGGUCGAAAUGGUUUGAGCCUGAAAAUUGAACUAGACCAUGUUGUGGGGCUGAAGUCGAAAAACAUAAGCAAAAUUCUUUUCUCAGACUCGAAGCUGUUAUUCUGGACCGAUGACAAUCAUUUAUUUAUGGUUGGCGAUCAAGAAUUUGCAAACUUUGUGCGCAACGGUUCUACUACAGAGGAUAUCGGCCAUUUAGAUACCUUGAGGAACAUGAUUCCGGAUGGCAUGUCAGUGAAUGAGGUUUGCUGUGGUGAGAAUCAUAUAGUGUUAUUGAGUAGCGAAGGAAUGAUUGCGACUUGCGGUGAAAAUGACUAUGGUCAACUGGGCAUGGGCAAUACAAAUCGUUUUUUUGGGUUCCAGUUUCCUGAUGUCCCGUCACAGAGCCAUGCUCAGAGCAUUUCAGCGGGUCGCAACCACACAGUUAUUUUGAUGGACGAUGGAACAGCGUUCUCUUUUGGGGAUCAUCGUUCUGGUCAACUUGGACGCAUUGGAAAUGAUCCGUUUUGGCACUGUAGUGCUGGAAGAAUCAGGGUUCAAGCUGAGUCUAGAGAGGUUCGAGUUCGAUGGAUAAUCGCUUCCGGUAACGCAAGUUUUAUUGGCGUUGACAGCGGCGGCUUACCAUGGAUAAACGAAGAAAGCAAGGUUGCUGCAACUGCUACAGCUGAUGGUUGUUUUUUGUUUUCUUCUCAGAAGGGCUUCAAGGAUUCACGUUUUCUUGUGAUGCGCAAUUCUUGUUUUUCUAUUACGUCGAAACGGGACAUUGUUUCUGACUCAGAUCUGACGUGUCACAAUUGCUUUGACAGGAAUAACGCGUUGUGGCGUUACUCUGCUUCGAAAGCAUUGCUUCUGUGUUUAUUACCGUUCAGUAACAAAAUCCGUGGUGGUGGUGCUGCUCGAACGGCGAAACUUUUUACGGACCCAAGCUUUUCUCUUUCGUACUUUGGCGCCAGAAGUCCAUGUGUCACUGUAGGAAUGAACAUUCUUCGAAUGGUAAACGCCCUCCUGGAAAACUUUGAGUUCUACUUCAAACGUGUUUGCGCAGAAACUAGCCGUCUGUUUCCUUAUGGCCCUUUCUACUGUGUCGAGCGACAUGUUUCGGCACGGAACCGUUACAGUGAACUGUUGAACAUCAUGGAGCCGCGUGGUAUGAAUCAAGAAUUGGAGUUCAGCAGCGACAAGGACAUUUUCUUGCUAGCUGUCGGUUUGUGCGGCAUGCCUUGCAAA
Messenger RNA from Soboliphyme baturini, 2925 nucleotides. NCBI's taxonomy places the organism in Eukaryota, Metazoa, Nematoda, Enoplea, Dioctophymatida, Soboliphymatidae. The record is from the annotation of a GenBank genome assembly.